CUACUCCAGUGAAUAUUUUCUCUCUUCUCAAAGUCUUAGCUACAACUGGCAGUCAUUGUCUGAUGAUAAACAGAUGAAAUAUGAAAGCUCUGAUAUUAGUUGGUGGUUAUGGAACCAGGCUGCGUCCUCUCACAUUAAGUCGACCAAAGCCACUAGUGGAGUUUUGUAACAAACCAAUGAUGAUGCACCAAGUAGAGGCUCUUGUGAAGGCUGGUGUAACACACGUGAUACUGGCUGUCAGUUACAGAGCAGAGUUACUAGAGAAGGAAAUUAAAGCUGAAGAAGUACAGUUAGGAAUAAAAAUUACACUUUCACAUGAAGAUGAACCUUUGGGAACUGCAGGACCUUUGGCUUUAGCAAAAGACAUCCUCAGCUCAGACCAAGAACCUUUCUUUGUUUUGAACAGUGAUGUCAUCUGUGAUUUUCCAUUUAAAGAAAUGGUUGAAUUCCAUCAAAAUCAUGGAAAAGAAGGAACCAUUGUUGUAACAAGGGUAGAAGAACCAUCCAAAUAUGGUGUUGUGGUAUAUGAUGAGAGGGGAAGGAUAGAAAAAUUUGUGGAAAAGCCUCAAGAAUUUGUUUCAAACAAAAUAAAUGCUGGAAUGUAUAUCUUUAACCCUUCAGUGUUAAGUAGAAUACAGGUAAAAAUUUAUACUUGGGUUAAUUGUCACUGUUUAAUAGAACAUAG
Molecule: messenger RNA, 685 nt
Organism: Limulus polyphemus (Atlantic horseshoe crab)
Lineage: Eukaryota; Metazoa; Arthropoda; Merostomata; Xiphosura; Limulidae
Gene: Gmppb
Product: mannose-1-phosphate guanyltransferase beta-like
Exons: 5
Biological process (GO): cell wall mannoprotein biosynthetic process; GDP-mannose biosynthetic process
Cellular component (GO): cytoplasm
Molecular function (GO): mannose-1-phosphate guanylyltransferase (GTP) activity; GTP binding
Source: RefSeq, a predicted model, not a curated record